GAUGACGUCAGGCUCAGCGCGAUGGCGGCGGUGGCCUCGGCUCUGCGGUGCUCGCUGUUGCAGCGCCGGCCCCUCCGCUGCGGGCCGGGUGCGCGGGCUGUGGCCGGCGCGGGCGCUGCCCUCAGGCCGCGCAGCACGCGGGGGGCGCCCGGCGGCAUCAACAAGCCCGUCAUAGACCGCAUCAUCCGCGUGGACCAUGCGGGAGAGUUCGGCGCGAACCGCAUCUAUGCGGGGCAGAUGGCCGUGCUGGGCAGGUCCAGCGUGGCACCCGUCAUCCAGCACAUGUGGAAUCAAGAAAAAGACCACCUGAAAAAGUUUAAUGAGCUCAUGGUUGCAUACAGAGUUCGACCCACUGUUUUAUUGCCUUUCUGGAACGUAGCAGGUUUUGUUUUAGGGGCUGGAAGUGCUUUGCUUGGAAAGAAGGGUGCAAUGGCUUGCACAGUGGCUGUGGAAGAGAGUAUAUCAGAGCACUACAACAACCAGAUCAGAACUCUCAUAGAAGAGGAUCCAGAAAAGUACAAAGAGCUAUUGCAGGUCAUAAAGCAGUUCCGGGAUGAAGAGCAGGAGCACCACGACAUUGGGCUUGAGCACGAUGCUGAGGCUACACCAGCUUAUUCUGUUUUGAAGACAGCCAUACAACUUGGAUGCAAAGCUGCAAUAUUUUUAUCAGAAAGAAUUUAGUUAUUUUUUUCAUAAUAGUUAUGGCAAUAAACUGUGACACAAAAGCAUA
This is a messenger RNA of Onychostruthus taczanowskii (white-rumped snowfinch), 730 nucleotides long. It is a transcript of the gene COQ7, whose product is annotated as coenzyme Q7, hydroxylase. The coding region runs from base 22 to 681 and encodes 219 amino acids. Gene Ontology annotation, biological process: regulation of reactive oxygen species metabolic process; regulation of gene expression; determination of adult lifespan. The record is from RefSeq and is a predicted model, not a curated record. Gene Ontology annotation, molecular function: 3-demethoxyubiquinol 3-hydroxylase activity. Gene Ontology annotation, cellular component: nucleus; mitochondrial inner membrane. The transcript is spliced from 6 exons. NCBI's taxonomy places the organism in Eukaryota, Metazoa, Chordata, Aves, Passeriformes, Passeridae.